Messenger RNA from Triticum aestivum (bread wheat), 1539 nucleotides. Its product is annotated as tau-cadinol synthase-like. The record is from RefSeq and is a predicted model, not a curated record. Gene Ontology annotation, molecular function: terpene synthase activity; magnesium ion binding. Bases 16 to 1536 code for a protein of 506 amino acids. Gene Ontology annotation, biological process: diterpenoid biosynthetic process. The transcript is spliced from 6 exons. NCBI's taxonomy places the organism in Eukaryota, Viridiplantae, Streptophyta, Magnoliopsida, Poales, Poaceae.
GAAAUUCAUUACAGGAUGGCAGUGAGUUUGAUGCCAACGCUGCCAAUCCUCUUUAGCAGCCCCUCCUUCACAUCUGCCAUCGCAACGGGUGGAAACUACUCUUCUCGUCUCCCUCUCCAAGCAUCGCCUCUCCCCUGCAUCCCCCAUGUCCAAGCAUCACCUGCGGCAGCGAAAGCUACACCACCCUCUAGUAUUGAACACGAAACAGUAGAUGAGAACUAUGAUGGCGCUGCUCCGAAGAUGUUAUCAAGCUAUGAGCCCUUUCUGUGGGAUGUUUUCGAUAAAUUUAAAAAUGAAGAUGGGAGCUUUAGGGAAGAUAUUACUAAUGACCCGAAGGGACUUUUAUGUCUAUACAACGCAGCUCAUCUUCUCAUUCAUGGUGAGCCAUCACUGGAAGAAGCUAUCUCUUUUGCAAGGCAUCAUCUUAAAUUGAUGAGGGACACUCUCAAUUCCCCUUUAGCCGAGCAAGUCAAAUGUGCCCUUCACAUGCCAUUGUCAAGGACGUUUAAGAGGAUGGAAACACUGCGUUAUAUCUCUGAGUAUAAGCACGAGGAAGGACAUAACCCAACUCUAUUGGAGCUAGCGAAGCUGGAUUUUAACCUUCUACAACAUGUCCACUUGAAGGAACUCAAAUAUCUCACUAAGUGGUGGCGCGAUCUUUACGGAUAUGUCGGGCUAAACUAUGCUCGGGACCGUCUAGUCGAGGGUUACAUUUGGUGUUAUGCGGUAUACCAUGAGAAAGAUUUUGCAUUGUCCAGAAUAUUUCUUACCAAGCAAUUGAUGCUUAUUUCCCUGAUGGAUGACACAUAUGAUUCCCAUGCCACCAUAGAGGAAUGUCGAUUGCUAAAUGCGGCCAUACAAAGAUGGGAUGAGAGUGCCACUUCUCUUCUACCCAACUACCUUCAAAGAUUCUAUAUUGAAUUGUUGAGGAUAUUUAAAAAAUAUAAGCGUGAAGUGGUCAUUCGUGACACCUACCAUGUUGCCUAUGCCCAGAAAGCGUUUCAAGAUCUAUCAGCUUAUUAUCUCCGAGAAGCUGAAUGGUUACACGAGAAUCACAAGCCAAGCUUCAAAGAUCACAUGAGUUUAUCUGCCAUGUCCAUAGGAUCACUAGCAUUAUGUAUAGGUUUGAUGGUUGGCAUGGGUGAUCUAGUGACGAGGGAAUCAUUUGAGUGGGCAGCUGGUUACCCUAAUGUCGCCAUAUCAUGCGGGAAGAUAGCACGUCUAAUGGAUGACAUUGCUGCAUUUAAAGGCGGGAAGGCCAAGGGAGAUAUGGCAACCUCUAUAGAGUGUUACAUGGUUGAGCAUAGGGUCACAAGUGUGGUUGCCCUUUCCAAGAUCCUUUCACUGCUAGAAGAUGAAUGGAAAACUCUAAAUCAAGCUCUCUUUCAACAUCACGCACAGCUCCCGGUGGUGCGGAGGAUUAUUAAGUUUGCUAAUAGCAUGCCAUUAUUCUAUGCUGAGAAAGAUGCAUAUACCUUCAACAUCCAUCUUAAGGAUACCGUUGAGAGCCUUUUUGUUGAAACCAUUCCCAUGUAGGCU